Phalacrocorax carbo (great cormorant) is the source of this 3643-nucleotide messenger RNA. The record is from RefSeq and is a predicted model, not a curated record. NCBI's taxonomy places the organism in Eukaryota, Metazoa, Chordata, Aves, Suliformes, Phalacrocoracidae.
UGCUUUUCCAGCCUUUCCCAAGCAAGGGCCUUGACUGAUGCAAGUGGGUUGUCUCCACCCAGCUUUCGGAUAACUCCACCCGCCGCCUCCUCGCAGCUCCUCCUCCCUGUGCACAGCCCAGCUGGGAUAUAAGCAAGUCACUCAGACAACCAGGAGCAGCCGAGACAGCUGGGUGGGCGGUGUGGGACACCGAGCUGUGACCUGUGCCGUGUCCUUUGCCUUGACACCGGACCCCAUGGCGACGCCUUCGCAGAAGAGGAGCACCCGCAGCGGGGCUUCGGGGACCCCCUUGUCCCCGACCCGCAUCACUCGCUUGCAAGAGAAGGAGGACCUGCAGGAGCUCAAUGACCGCUUGGCCGUCUACAUCGACAAGGUGCGCUCGUUGGAGCUGGAGAAUGCCGGCCUGCGGCUCCGCAUCACCGAGUCGGAGGAGGUGGUGAGCCGUGAGGUCUCGGGCAUCAAGGCCGCCUACGAAUCGGAGCUGGCGGAUGCCCGCAAGACCUUGGAUUCGGUAGCCAAGGAGAGAGCUCGGCUGCAGCUGGAGCUCAGCAAAGUCCGGGAGGAGCACAAGGAGCUGAAAGCCCGGAAUGCCAAGAAGGAAGGGGACCUGCUGACUGCCCAGGCACGCCUCAAGGAUGUGGAGGCUUUGCUUAACUCCAAGGAGGCUGCGCUCUCCACUGCCCUGGGCGAGAAGAGGAAUCUGGAGUCUGAAGUGCGGGACCUGAAAGCACAGGUGGCCAAGCUGGAAAGCGCCCUGAGCGAAGCCAAGAAGCAGCUGCAGGAUGAGAUGCUGCGCCGCGUGGAUGCCGAGAACCGGCUGCAGACGCUGAAGGAAGAGCUUGAAUUCCAGAAAAACAUUUACAGUGAGGAGCUGCGGGAGACCAAGCGCCGCCAUGAGACCCGGCUGGUGGAGAUCGACAACGGGCGGCAGCGGGAGUUUGAGAGCAAGCUCUCCGAAGCCUUGCAGGAGCUGCGGAGCCAGCACGAAGCCCAGAUCAGGCUUUACAAAGAAGAACUGGAGAAGACCUACGGGGCGAAGCUGGAGAAUGCCAAGCAGUCGGCUGAGAGGAACAGCAACAUGGUGGGUGCUGCCCACGAGGAGCUGCAGCAAACCCACAUCCGCAUCGACAGCCUCUCCUCUGAAGUCAGCCAGCUGCAGAAGCAGCUGGCCGCCAAGGAGGCGAAGCUGCACGAUUUGGAGGAUAUUCUGGCCCGGGAACGCGAGACCAACCGGCGCCUGCUCUCCGACAAGGAGCGGGAGAUGGCCGAGAUGCGGGCACGCAUGCAGCAGCAGCUGGAUGAGUACCAGGAGCUCCUGGACAUCAAGCUGGCUCUGGACAUGGAGAUCAAUGCCUACCGCAAGCUGCUGGAGGGCGAGGAGGAGCGGCUGAGGCUGUCCCCCAGCCCUUCCUCCCACAAAGGUGCAUCCCGUAGCCACAUGUCCACCCCGGGCUCCUCCAAGAAGAGGAAGCUGGAGGACAGCGAGAGUCGGACCAGCUUCUCCCACCAUGCCCGGACAAGCGGCCGCGUUGGCGUGGAGGAGGUGGACUUGGAGGGCAGAUUCGUCCGUCUCAGGAACAAGUCCAACGAGGACCAGGCGAUGGGGAACUGGCAGAUCAAGCGGCAGAAUGGGGAUGAUCCCCCCAUCACCUACCGCUUCCCCCCAAAAUUCACCCUGAAGGCUGGCCAGGUGGUCACGAUCUGGGCGUCGGGGGCUGGGGCGACCCAUAGCCCCCCCAGCAAUGUGGUGUGGAAAGCCCAGAGCAGCUGGGGCUCCGGGGACAGCCUGCGCACUGCCCUGAUCAACUCCAACGGGGAGGAGGUGGCCAUGAGGAAACUGGUCCGCACCGUGAUCGUCAACGAUGAAGAUGAGGAUGAGGACGAUGAUGAAGUUAACAUCCACCACCGCCAUCACCACGGUAGCUGUGGUGGCUCUGGGGACCCCGGUGAAUACAACCUCCGCUCGCGCACGGUGGUCUGUGGCACGUGCGGUCAGCCGGCAGACAAGUCCGGCAACCAGAACACCGGUGUCAACACCAUGUCCUCGGGCUCGUCCACUUCCAGCGUGACGGUCACCCGCAGCUACCGCAGCAUUGGUGACUCCGGCAGCAUUGGCCUUGGGGACAGCCUGGUGACCAGGUCCUACCUCCUGGGCAACUCCAACCGCCGUAGGCAGGCUCAGGCCGUGCAAAACUGCAGCAUCAUGUAACUCCGUGGCACCAUUCCUGUGUUUCCUGGCCGUCUUGAGCUAAUUUUUUCCCAAAGCAAAUUUUUUUUUUUCCUUUAAAAAAAAGAUAUCAAAAACCAAAGUUGGGUUUUUUGUUUUCUAUAGCAGGAAUUUUAUAUAUAUAUAUAUAUUAAAAAUGCUAAAAGAUGCUUUGAUUUUUUUUUGUAAAGAAAAAAUCUAUUUCUAUAAAAAAAAAAGAAAAAAAAGCUUUUCAGCUUCAAAAUUUUUUUAAAACUUCAGCCAAAGACACCAAAGAAUUGUGUUUACUGAACAGCCAUGCAAGAGGAGAUUGUAGUUUAAUAGCUCUUUAGAUUAUAUCAUUUUUGCCAAAGCUUUUUAUAUAGGAUUGGGAGAAGCGAAGCCAUCCCCGUCAGAGCCGCGUGCGACAGGCACCGCGGCGCGGCAGGAGGGGGUCUGCAGGGGUGCUGGGGCGGAGGCGCUGAGAGCCCCGGUGCUGCUGCAGCUCAUCCUGAUGGCGCCGGGGGGCCCGUGCCGUGGAGGGUUGCCGUCUCAAGCAGAGCACAGUGCCUUUGCACACACACACCUUUUUUUUUUUUUUUUUUUUUUUUUUUGGACCUGAACCCAAAAUUUCCUUUCUUUUCCCUUGUUAAAUUCUUUGUUUCGCUGCGGUGCUGGCGUGGGGGGCUCCCGGCAAUGCCCCCAUGGCUCUCCACGCCCGCGCGGGCAUUACCCCGUCUCCCAGCCCCGUGCCCGCACGCACCCCCAUCGCUCCACGUACUGUAUUUCCCAUCCAAGGCACCACUUCCCCUUUGGGUUUUCUUUUUUUUUUAAGCAGCCGAGUUGUGCCUUAACCGAGGUGGGGGCAGCUCCGGAGCAGGGCUGGGAGCCCCACGGGACCCCACACGGCAUCCAGGGUAGAUGGGGAAGUGAAAACCCACCGGAGCUGUGUCCUGGGACCAGAUGGAUUUGGCGGAUGGGGUGAUGGACCGCACUCCUGCGAGCUCGGACCCAGUGGGACCCCCUUGGCCCUCCUUCCUGGGGCCUGCCGCAUCCAGCGGGGUUCACCCCUGUUCUUCCCAGCUGUGGUUAGUCGGGCUCUUCUCCGGUGGCAGGAGCGCAGAAGCCCGUUUCACGGCAGGAUGAGGCCAAGGAUGCUCAGUCCAGGACAGGGCUGGUUUGCCAGGAGGGCGCUAAGGGAGGCUUUUUGUUUGAGCGAGGGGAAUUUUGGGGACCCUCUCUGCAAGGGUCCAUCCAGCCAUUGACAGAGAUUUCAGCUUUUUGUCGACUGAGGAACGCCCGCAGCAUCCCCGCCUCGAGUACAGCAGGAUCAGGUCCCCAGCGCAAGCCCCCUACUCUGGCGGGGUCUGGUGAGACCACGUAUGUAUCUGUGCUUGCAAAGCUUCUGUAUUACUGCCUGUAUUUUCUUCCAGAAUCAAUACAGCCGAAGCCUUCCCA